ACAUCUCCAAAUGAGGAAUUUGGAGUUUUUGACACCGAAUGUCGGCUCGUAUCAAUUCCACCGCGGUUGAGGAGGAGAGAGAAAGAGAGAGAAAGAAAAUCCCAACAUCAAAAAUUGAGGGGACUACGACACUCGACACUGUCUCUCCCCUCUUUUUUCUCCCACCGUAUAUCCCUGCAAAUCUCCCCCCUUCUUUUCUCUUCUUUCACAUUUCUCUUCUUCUUCUUCCUCUUUUCUUUUCUUUUCUUACAUUUAUUUCUUCCACUUUCUCUCUCCUCCCCCGCAUUCUCCGGUCACCGGAGAAUCUUACAUUCACCUUCAUUUUCUCUCGGAUCCGGUCUGCAUUUCUGAAGAUCCAAUUUGGAUUUUGGGUCCAUCAUUUUCUUCUUUUUUCUAGGGUUCUGAGAUCUCUUUUUUGUUCGGUAAUGUGUUGUUGAUCAUUUCUCUUUUUAUUUUUAUUUUUAUUUUUUGUUUUCAUGAAAGUUUGAAAUUCUGGGUGUUUUGAAUUUUGAUGUUUUGGAUAUUGGUCUAUUCUGGGUAAGUUUCGGAUUUUGAUUUGGUGGAUUGUCUUUCUGGGGUUGGUUGGAUUUUCCAAUUUUGGGGUUUUACACGGAUCUUUUUAUACUAUAGGUUGAUUCAAUCGGAAAAACUGUUUCCAAUUAUAUACAGCAUUGAUUAGGAAAACGCAAGACAUUUUUAGGGAAUUUGUUGUUUGGCCUUGGUAUUGGCAUUGGUGCUGCUGCUGUUGUUGUUAUUCUAUUGGGGGGUUUGAGGUUGGGAUGAGAGGAAAGAGAGGAGGAAUAUGUGUAAGAUAGAGAGUAGUAGUAGCUGUUGUAGUGAGGAGAAGGAAAGCAGGAGAAGAAGGAGGUGGUGGGGGAUUGGGAUUGGGUUUGAUAUGGGGGUUAAAAUUGUAGUUAGUGAUGAGAAGAAGGAGAAAUCCAAGGUCUCGAAUAAGUCGAAGAUGAAGGUAUGGAUGGUUCGAGCUACAUCAUCAGUUUUGCUAUGGACUUGUAUUGUCAAUUUGACCAAUUUGACCACUUAUGGGGAGGUUUGGGGGCCUAGAGUCUUGAAGGGUUGGCCCUCUUGUUUUACUCAGGAAUCUGCUUAUCUCAAGUUGCCGUCUUCUGUUUCAACCCCACCUCGUGUUCUUCCUCCUAAAAGAGUUUAUAAGAACAAUGGUUACCUGAUGGUUUCGUGCAAUGGAGGACUUAAUCAAAUGAGAUCAGCAAUAUGUGACAUGGUGACCAUUGCUAGAUACCUUAAUGUCACUCUUAUAGUUCCAGAGCUGGAUAAAACGUCCUUCUGGGCUGAUCCUAGUGAGUUUCAAGACAUAUUUGAUGUGGAUCAUUUUAUUUCAUCCUUGAGAGAUGAAGUUAGGAUUCUGAAGGAGCUUCCCCCUAGGCUCAAGAAAAGACUGGAGCUAGGAAAAGUUCAUACUAUGGCUCCUGUUAGCUGGUCUGAUAUAUCAUAUUACAACUACCAGAUUCUUCCUUUGAUACAAAAGUACAAGAUUUUGCAUUUAAACAGAACAGAUGCCCGGCUUGCCAAUAAUGGUCAACCGAUGGAAAUUCAAAAGCUUAGAUGUCGGGUUAAUUUCAAUGGCUUGAGAUUUACUCCACAGAUUGAGGAGCUCGGAAAAAGGGUUGUCAAGCUGCUGCGUCAAAAUGGUCCUUUCCUUGUUCUUCAUUUGCGAUAUGAAAUGGACAUGUUAGCAUUUUCUGGCUGUUCCCAGGGUUGCAAUACUGAGGAGGUGAAUGAAUUGACCAGAAUGAGAUAUGCUUACCCAUGGUGGAAAGAGAAAAUUAUAAAUUCUGACUUGAAAAGGAAAGAUGGACUCUGUCCACUGACGCCAGAGGAAACUGCUUUGGCACUUCGGGCUUUAGACAUAGACCCUAGUUAUCAGAUAUAUAUUGCAGCUGGUGAAAUAUAUGGUGGCGAUAGGAGGAUGGCUAGUCUUGCUGAGGCUUACCCAAAGCUGGUGAGGAAAGAGACACUAUUGAAUCCUGCAGACUUGAGAUUUUUUCAGAAUCACUCGUCUCAGAUGGCUGCAUUAGAUUAUCUUGUUUCACUGGAGAGUGAUAUCUUCGUUCCUACUUAUGAUGGAAAUAUGGCCAAAGUUGUCGAAGGACAUCGCAGGUACCUUGGGUACAAAAGGACUAUAUUGUUGGACAGAAGGUUGUUAGUUGAUUUGAUAGAUAAAUAUACUGUUGGGUCAUUAAGUUGGGAUGAGUUCUCAACUGCUGUUAAGGAAACUCAUGCACAUCGCAGUGGACAACCAACAAAAAGGUUGAUAAUACCUGACAGACCGAAAGAGGAAGACUAUUUCUACUCAAAUCCUCAGGAGUGUCUCGAAUCCGAUGAAUCCUUAAGUAGCAGCAUGUGAUCUAUCUAAAUGCCUGGAGAAGAAGAUUGAUACCUUUGUUGUAUUCUUCUAUGAUGGCUAAAAUUCAGGUAAAAGAAAACUUACAAUGCUACGCUUUAACAUGGAAUGGCAUUGUUUUGGCCGCCCUCUCAAGAGGAUUAUGGUUGUUGCUUUAGGCGUACAUAUAUCUAUUUGGGGCGGACAUUUUUGAGUAAAACAAUAUCGAGGAAUUUGUCGAGAGCUAGAGAAGAUAGUCCUGAAGGGAGCAUAGUAUGAUGUUGGUAGAUGUUAAUAACUGAAAUCCUUGUAUAGAAACACACCCUGACCAUUACUGGGGUGAAGUUAGAUGCAUCUACCUUGUACAUGGAAUGACUUAUUGCCACAUAAAAAUUUGUUUGAUUAAAUUCUUGGGAGUUUUGAGGUAGAUUUACUACCCCACCAUUUCCUUCAUAUUUUUGUAUUUCUUUUUUCUUUAGGACUAUAUAUAUAAUAUAUCUACUCUACUGAUCCUAUUCAUGUUACAUUUAAUAGUUCAUUAAGAUCUUUAUUAUUCCAUUAUUGUUC
This is a messenger RNA of Spinacia oleracea (spinach), 2926 nucleotides long. Its product is annotated as rhamnogalacturonan I rhamnosyltransferase 1. The record is from RefSeq and is a predicted model, not a curated record. The coding region runs from base 803 to 2383 and encodes 526 amino acids. The transcript has 8 exons. Gene Ontology annotation, cellular component: cytoplasm. Lineage: Eukaryota; Viridiplantae; Streptophyta; Magnoliopsida; Caryophyllales; Amaranthaceae.